AUGGCGGACCUACUCGGUUCAAUUCUGAGCUCGAUGGAAAAACCUCCGACCAUCGGAGACCAGGAGAGCCGGCGGAAGGCUCGAGAACAGGCUGCAAGGCUGAAGAAGAUGCAGGAGGAGGAGAAGAAAAAGAAAGCAGAAUUCAGAAAGAAGAUGGAGAAGGAGGUGUCAGACUUUAUUCAGGACAGCACCCAGCAGAAGAAGAAAUAUGAACCUAUGGGGAAGAUUGAGAGAAGCAUCCUGCAUGAUGUGGUUGAAGUCGCUGGUCUGGCCUCCUUUUCGUUCGGUGAGGAUGAAGAAAGCAGAUACGUGAUGCUUUUUAAAAAGGAGUUUGCUCCAUCAGAUGAGGAGUUGGAGGCGUACCGGAGAGGAGAGGAGUGGGAUCACGCCAAAGCAGAGGAAAGACGCAAACUCAAGGAACAGGCAGCACUGGAGGAGGAAGCUGCCCGUCAAACUCAGAAGAGACCGACCUCGCCCAGCUCUAAUUACAGAGACAAAUACAGCCAUCUGAUUGGUACAUCUGCAGCUAAAGAUGCCGCCCACACGCUGGAGGCUAAUCAGGCUUAUGGAUGUGUACCUGUUGCCAAUAAGAGGGACACGCGAUCCAUUGAGGAGGCCAUGAACGACAUCAGAGCCAAAAAACGUCUGAAGAAGGGAGAUGAAGACACGGGGGCCGGCAGUUUGUGAGAUAAAUGUUUGUAGUUUUUGUCUGUGUGUGUGUGUGUGUGUGUGUGUGUGAGAGAGAUCAGAGACAGGGUGUGUAUUCAGAACUGUUAUGUAAAGUAAUACACUCUAUACUCUAUAGCAAUAUCUUUUUGAGGUCCUGUAGGACAUGUUCACCCCAACACUAGUGUGUGUGUGUGUAGAAGAACAUGUCACUCCGGUCUGACCGUGUUUGCUGCUUCUCUUCUCUCACAGUGUUUGUUUAAAGCCGUUACAGGAUGAAUUUUAUUAAUCUGUCUUCCUGGUGUUUUCACUGAAUUUAUUUUUAGUGAAUUAUUUCAGUCUCUGCUCAAGUGCAAAGAAAAACAUUAGGCUUUUAUCCAUUUUAUUAAGCAGUUUGUCCAUUUUUAUCCCACAGUGAGUUCCGUCUGAAGCAUGGUGGUGUAAAUUGUUCAUAUUUUUAAGGUUUCCUGCUGUAUGUUUGCGCAAAACAAUAAAGAUAUGUAGAUUUUAGUGAGCUGUUUUUAAACCUGAUAAAGUGAAACAGAGUUCUUGUUGUUGGAUCUGUGCAUUUUAAGUGCUUUAAAUAUAACACACUAUUAAUUAUUAAUGAUUCUGUAAUCAGCUCGUCCUCUUAAACGUCCUUACACGUCGUACACAGUUUAUCUGAUGUCCUCUAAACAUUGUUCUUAAAGCAUGUUGGUCUGGUUUGGUUUUGAAUAAAGAAAAUAAUGAUAAAUUGUA
Molecule: messenger RNA, 1407 nt
Organism: Trichomycterus rosablanca
Lineage: Eukaryota; Metazoa; Chordata; Actinopteri; Siluriformes; Trichomycteridae
Gene: spag7
Product: sperm associated antigen 7
Exons: 7
Coding region: 1-687 (228 amino acids)
Molecular function (GO): nucleic acid binding
Source: RefSeq, a predicted model, not a curated record